Molecule: messenger RNA, 7534 nt
Organism: Solea solea (common sole)
Lineage: Eukaryota; Metazoa; Chordata; Actinopteri; Pleuronectiformes; Soleidae
Product: sodium- and chloride-dependent taurine transporter-like
Exons: 15
Coding region: 226-2106 (626 amino acids)
Biological process (GO): taurine transmembrane transport; sodium ion transmembrane transport; neurotransmitter transport
Cellular component (GO): plasma membrane
Molecular function (GO): taurine:sodium symporter activity
Source: RefSeq, a predicted model, not a curated record
GCAGGCCGGUGAUUUUCCACUGCCGCUGAUGUUUCUAGUCCCCCCCACCGUUGCAAGAGACAAAGGUCAGGAACAGAGGCUUAUAAAUAGGAUAAAAUUCAGGCUACCUACGCAUCCAGAUCUCAGACACAGGGGGACACAGACAAGUGGAAACGGACAAGGGACAGCGCUCAAAGGACAUUAAAAGGACACACAUAAUACAGAAAAUCACAUCAGCAGAGCAGAAUGGCUCAGAAAGAGAAGCUCCAGUGCCUGAAGGAUUUCCAUAAGGACACUCUGAAACCAUCUCCUGGCAAGAGCCCAGGCACUCGGCCUGAAGAUGAAGCAGAGGGCAAACACCCCCAGCGGGAGAAGUGGGCCAGCAAGUUGGACUUUGUUCUGUCUGUAGCUGGUGGCUUUGUUGGUUUAGGGAAUGUGUGGCGUUUCCCGUACCUCUGCUAUAAAAAUGGUGGAGGUGCAUUUCUCAUCCCAUACUUCAUUUUCCUGUUUGGUGGUGGUCUGCCAGUCUUCUUUCUGGAGGUCGCCCUGGGUCAGUUUACCUCCGAGGGUGGUAUCACUUGCUGGGAGAAGCUCUGCCCCAUCUUUACUGGUAUUGGUUACGCCUCCAUUGUGAUCGUUUCCCUUUUGAAUAUCUACUACAUCGUCAUCCUGGCUUGGGGCGUCUACUACCUGUUCCAGUGUUUUCAGCCAGAGCUUCCCUGGGCCAAGUGCAAUCAGCCGUGGAAUACCGAUCGCUGCAUCGAGGACACCUACCGCAAUAACAAAACCCUUUGGCUGGCUUCCAACUCCUCCAACUUUACUUCCCCUGUCACCGAGUUCUGGGAACGCAAUGUGCUGGGAAUCAGCAAUGGUAUUGAUGAGAUAGGCCCUAUUAAAUGGGACCUGGCUCUGUGUUUACUGCUCGUCUGGGUCAUCUGCUUUUUCUGCAUCUGGAAGGGAGUCAGGUCCACUGGCAAGGUGGUCUAUAUCACUGCCACGUUCCCAUUUGUCAUGCUUAUCGUGCUGUUGAUCCGUGGAGUGACACUGCCAGGUGCUGCAGCGGGUAUCAAGUUCUACCUGUACCCAAAUCUCACUAAACUGCAGGACCCAGAGGUCUGGACUGAUGCUGGCACCCAGAUCUUCUUUUCCUACGCCAUCUGUUUGGGCGCUAUGACUUCUUUGGGGAGCUACAACAAGUACAAGUAUAACUGCUACAGGGACUGUUUGCUGCUGGGAGCCCUCAACAGUGGUACCAGUUUUGUGUCUGGCUUCGCAAUAUUUUCCGUCCUGGGCUUCAUGGCACAAGAGCAAGGGGUGGCGAUUUCUGAUGUGGCAGUGUCAGGUCCAGGCCUGGCAUUUAUUGCCUACCCCAAGGCUGUAACCAUGAUGCCUUUUCCUACAGUCUGGGCAAUUCUCUUCUUCAUUAUGCUGCUGCUGCUUGGCCUCGACAGUCAGUUUGUGGAGGUGGAAGGGCAGAUCACAUCACUGGUGGAUCUGUAUCCGUCCUUCCUAAGGAAGGGUUACAACAGAGAGGUCUUCAUCGCUAUUGUCUGCUGCAUCAGCUACCUGCUGGGACUUACCAUGGUUACCAAGGGUGGCAUUUAUGUAUUCCAGCUGUUUGAUUACUAUGCAGCUAGCGGUGUGUGCCUUCUGUGGGUGGCAUUCUUUGAAUGUAUCGCUGUUGCCUGGGUUUAUGGCGUUGAUAAUUUCUAUGAUGCUGUAGAGGAGAUGAUUGGCUAUAGACCAAAUCCAUGGAUGAAAUGGAGCUGGACCGUUGUCACUCCUUUACUGUGUGCGAGCUGUUUUAUUUUCUCCUUGGUCAAAUUCAAGCGACUGGCGUAUAACAAGGUGUAUAAGUAUCCUGACUGGGCCAUUGGAAUAGGAUGGACUUUGGCUUUGACCUCCAUGAUCUGCAUCCCUAUGGUGGUCGUCAUCAAGAUCAUUCAGUCUGAUGGGCCACUCAUUGAGAGGAUCAAGGCGGUGGCAGCCCCAGUUCGUGGUGGAGCCAGCUCCCGUCCUGCAGACCAUCGUGGCCCCAAGGAUCUCACCUACCCACUGGAUCCCAAUGGGAACCAGGGGCUGCUGAUGAAGGCCCCCACCCACACCAUCGUAGAAACAAUGAUGUAAAAGAAUGAGGUGGAGGCCCUCCAUGAGAUUGCUCUCCUCUCUUCUCCUCUCCUCUGAUGUUCUCUAAAUUGCUUCUAAAGCUAGUUAGCUUUCUGUCUGUCUGUUUGUCUGGUGGACUGAUAAGGGUUUUAAGGAAAAAAUAUGUUGCUGUUUCAAAUCUUUUAGGAGUACUUUGGAAGUAGUUUGCUGUUGGUGGUUUUAUUAUGAGGGUAGCAAUCACAUUUCAAAUCUAUUUCUAAAAUACUUAAAAGCUCUUUUUUAAAUAGUGUGUCCCACCAUUGUCUUCUUUAAAGACACAGUGGCAAAUUAGCACCAGCCUCUGGUCUUGUGCUGGUACAUGUCUGUUUGGUCCACCAGCUACUUUUGUAGAAAAUGAAGGGAGAACGUGUUUUUUUAAGUCUUGGAAUCAAACUGCCUUUCGUAGCCACAAUAUGAAAAACGUUUCUGAAACUUCUACGAUGACCAAAAAUGUAACUUUAACUCUUCUGCACUUAUCUGAAAGCAUAUCGUAACCAUUGGGUUCAGCUUUGGUUUAUUCUGGUCGACUGUGUUCAGUUGACUGUUUUUUGUUUUUGUUUUUGUUUUUUUUUAAUAAAUCAGAAGUUAGAGACUUCAGGUACAACAGUAUUAACUAAAACCGUUUUUUUCUUUUUCCAAAUGUUGUUGGCACAAAGAAAGUGUCCUAAUCCAACAAAUGUUAUUUCUUGUAAACUGAUUUGUUUGUUUCUGGUAUCAAAUAUUUCUUAAUCGGCAAAACUUGACGAGUCAAAAUUAAAGAAUGAAAAUCCAAAGCUGCAGCCACCAAAACUAAAUUAUUUUCCUUUACAGCAUCCCUCCCCCUUGUAAUCAUAGACCAGCUGAAGUGCUAUUGAGAAACAUGCUGAAAUGCUGAUAUAUUUUUGGACCACUGCUACUCAAAAUUGCCUAAUGCACCUUUAAAAAAAAAGUAGAAAAAGAGAAAUCAGAUGAACAUAAUUGACACUGCCAGAGCCAAUGACCUUAAUAAACAAAAAAGCUGUAGUUCUUAAACGCUCCUUAGCACAAAUAAUCCCCAUCUGCCAUAGCUAAAAACCAUGGGUCAAAGAGAAACUAGCAGUGAGACUGGAUUGGAAAAAUCUGCUCACAGAGAGGUAUCUGAGAGGAUUUGAAAUUUGAAAUGUGGAGGUUGAACCCUUCAGUGUGUUGUCUGUGCCGUACUGUACAGUAGUAGCUUAUCAGUUUAUCUAUAUCUACUUCUCUAUCUAUCUUUCUCUGUCCUAGACCAGUUUACAGUACAUAAGUGACUGCACUAGGCACUCUUGGCUUACGGUUUUUGAUUGGAUUCAUUUUCUUUUUGACUGAGGAAGUUACAUUAUUGUUAGUGUUUUCCUCCGUCAGUGUUUAGAGUUUUUCAUUAAGACUAUAAUGUUAUUGGUAUUCACUAUUGAUGAUUAUUGCUGUAGUUUUACAUAGAAGAAGGAACACUUCUUUUAUCUGGUGAAAAUACUGAGCUAUUAUACAAAUCACAUAUUUACAGUGGCAGCCAUUGUAGUACCGUCCCUGUCAUGAAUUUCUACAGCGUUGCUCCUACUAAUGACUGUGUGUAAUAUCAUCUAUUAAAAAACGACAACAAAAGAAAACAACAAUGCAACUGAUUUUACCCAAAUACUUUCUUGCAUAUGGGGGUAUGGGUCAAAUAUUUAUCAAGCAGUUCAAUUUACACAAUGAAAUGGCAAUUCUGCAAUGGCUCCAACUGUAAGUUUAUAGGUGUUGGGGGGUUAUAUAGCUUUCUUCUUCUGUAUAUACAAGAUGACAGUAUUUGAGUUGUUAUAACCCAGCCAUGCAGGCCACUGUAGCCAAUGGCUAUUAACUAUAUGACAAGCUUUGCACCAUUGGUUGGACGAUACAUCCAGUAAAUAAACCAGUGUCAGACUUCCAACUAAUCUGAGUGCCAAACUCCUGCCCAGACACUGUGAAAUGUGGCAGCUGGCUGCAGACAAAUAAGAGCUGGUGACUGACAAACUUUGGAUAGGUUUCCAUGGUGACCACAUUGCCCCUCCAAAGCAAAAGUGAGGGAUGGAUAAUUUCCAAUGAGGAACCCAAACUGCUACACACUGCAGCUGAAAUCAGAUGUAAACUGUACUUUGCAACGUACAAUAAAUUAUAAUCGAAAGAGCUCAUACAGGUCACAGAAGACGAUUAAAGCUGGAGUCUGUAAGUCUGGCAAAGCUUCACUUUCACAGGCAGACAGCGGGCAUGCAGGUACGCAGUUAGUGACACCGUGAGAUCUGAAUAAAGUGAUUGGUCAUGUAUAUUUAUUUCAAUACUGUGGUGGCUACAGACACCGGUUGACAUGGUUACCAUUGAAACUAGCUUAAUCUAAAGUCUGCCAGUCGCUGAUAUGGUAACACAAUUGGGUGACGUGUUACAUUUACAGUGUCUGCCUCUGCAGUUCUGGCUGAUCUAUUUGUUUUUCAAACUAAAUUAAAAACCUUCCAUUCUUCACAAUAAGAAGGGGGCCAUAAUGUCGACGAUGCGAAAACCAUUAACACCUAAAGGCAGAUAAUGUGACGGGUGUACAACUGUGUGUGUAAUCAGCGGUUUCCACUGUGUACGUGAUCAGCGACCAUCCACUCAGGGCCUUUUAUGCAGUGCUCUUAUUAUCCCAGCAUUUACUAGAAAUUUGACGUCAAAGUGGGUGACAAAGAGCUGAAAUCAACUGGUAGCAAUCAAAAAGGCGCUUUUAUCGAGCUUGAAAGGCUAUUGCAUCAGUUCUCUGUCACGCAGACAAAAAUAAUUCACACCUCGACUGCCUGUUUUACCCAGCUUGUCCCCCCCCCCACCCCCCCGUAGCCACAAAAAAACAAAAAACACUGCCAUUUUUUAUUCAGAGCUCUCACUGGCCUGUAGAAAAAAGUCUCUGGGUGCUGUUAAAACACCCAGAAGCAGACACUUUACACACAUUUGUGUUUGCAGGAAUUUGAGUAAAAGCAUUGCAGCAACUGGAUUGUACAUCUUCAUGUUUUAUCUGUCAGCUUUCGACAGCUACUUUAUUAAAUAUGAAGAAAUGAAAUGAGCUCAUAUCAUUAGAAGGGAUUUAUGAAACCCAAUCCACAGGAGACUUGUCUAUUUUCAUGCAGCUUCACACAUAUUUGUUUACCAAGCUCCCAAUGUAGACCUCUUCUUUUAAUGCAGAUACAACGCUUCAGUUACUUUUAAGCUCUUAAAUAGACCUGGUUCUUGGUUCCCCUGAAGGAUCUUAGCAGGAAGCCCCCCCCCCCCCCCCAUUCCAUUUCCUGAUUAAUUUGAACUGCAACUAUUUCACAUCUGUCAUCUAUGCUGUCAAUUCUUCUGCCAAUGUUUUAGUCUCACGACCACCUCAGCUAACACCCACAGGGUCUGUUGGAGGGACUUAAGAUUUUAACUCAUCACUUACCAUCAUCUAUGGGAGGUUAAGGUCAUUUUUUUUCCAGCCAAAAUUACAUAACAUUUGUUAAAAUAAUUUAGGCAAAAUAAUUGAUGCUGUUUUUAGAUUUAAAGCAUUGCACAGACCCUCCUAUGGGCGUGCAUGAUGUUUCUAUACUUUAAAUUUUUUUUAACCAUGUUUUGUUGGCCAUGUAUACUGUAUAGAUUAUACAUAUCACAUAUACUCACAUACGAAAACUUUCCUUUGUGCUAAGAUUCUCCUUGGGGACAGAAAACAAGGACCACACAUAUUAACUCAUGUACUUAUGUAUUGGUUUAAUCUGCCUCUCUCUGUGUGUGUGUGUUCCAGUCCCUCUGUCUUUUUACACUUCCCGUCAGUGAGCCUAUGUAAACCUUCUGCAAAACUAAGCUAACCCAUUUUUCUCAGAGAUUAUGAAUUUGCAAGAGAAUUGAAGGAGCAGCAACGUUUUUUGCUGCGGAAUGUUGAAAAUUUGAAAGUCGCCUGCGGGCGAAUGUAAAAGUUUCUGAAGAUUCAUUUUUUAGGUUGGAAAAAAAAAAACAUCCGUUUCUUCUUCUUUCUUUUUUUUUACUUUUUGUGAUCGUGUUUUAUGAAUCAAGCAGUUUCUUUAUUUUCUUUUUGAUUGUAUCUGUCACAUUUGCCUUUUUUGAAAUUCCAAAUAUAGUGUAUUUUGAAUCUGUCGUUGAGUAAUGUGUACAACUAGCAAUCAGAAGCAAGCAAACAAAAAAAAGCUACAAUUUAUGUGCAAUACGUUGUACAUUACUUUUUAUCUUUCUUGCUGUAUUUUUCACCCAAAAAAGGUGACGCUAACCUUUUUAAGUGGGACAUAAGCUUGUGAAUUGUUGAAAAAGAAAGUUUUCAGGGGCAAUUGAAAUGAAAACAAAAAGCUCUGCAGUGUGGAACUAGACCAAACCAAACCACUAUUCCAUCGAUGAUCACGUGGUUUGAAAUGCACUGAGAUAAAACAAUGAUUAUCUAGCAAAAUACUAAGCAGUACGUUUGUGACGGAGUAUGAGACUUGAUAACACUGCCACUAAGCCCACAGUCUCCAGGUGCCUGCUUCUCUCAAAACUGCAAUGUUGCUAAUAAUCAGGUGGGUUUCCAAAAGCAUGCCACAUCUGACGUUCCCCACUCUGCAAAAUCUGACCAGUACCUCAGGAGGCUGUAGUUAAGCCUGGCAACAAAAAUGUGUUUGAUUCCAUUUAUGAUGUACGAAAAGGUUUCAGUACGUCCGAUUUUCUUUUGAUGGAAUGAAAUCAUUUGGGGCUACUUUUGGGAAGCUGACAACUCAGUAACAAAAGCAGUAAAUUAGAUAAAAAGAAAGAUUACACUAUAUCAAAUGUGGGCUUUUCUUUAAAAUGUCAUAUGCAAUACUUUAAUCUUGUAAUCUAAAUCCAAUCCCCACUCCAGCAGUUAAUGUUUUAUUUAAUACAAAACUGCAGUAAAACCCAUGUCACGUGGGACUAAAUGUCUUUUCGUGAUAAAGAUGCAACAUCAGACAUUAUUGAAGUUACCGUUGGGUUGCACGGGAAUGGCAGAACAUCUGUUUAGGUCGUUAGUCGUGUUAAACAUCUUCUUAUUCUUUCCCGUUGUUUUAACAUAAGAGUAACUUGUGGUUGGAAAAGAAAAAAAAAAAGUGGUUUUAUCAACGCAAAAGUCACGUUUGUUUUUAUUUGGUUUCCACUCAAACAACCAACGUUAUCGUAAAUCUUUAGUUUAAAUUUAAGUUUUCAUUUGUGAGGACAGGACUCAAAUUAUUAAGUAAGCCUCCAAAAUCCUGUUUCUUUCGUGAACUUACUUGAACGAUGGCAAUCUCAGCACUAAGGCCUCUGGGAAAUGGAGUCCUGCUUAUUCUCGUCCCUUCUUGUCAUCACUCACUCUGAGCAUGGUCUGUGGUGACAAUGCCUCUGUCCUUCCUACAUAACACCGAAUACCAGCCCUUCCUUUUUGAGAAUGUACAUGGUGAAAAUGUUUUUUAAUUAUUGGUGAAGGAAAAAAAAAGAA